Messenger RNA from Lates calcarifer (barramundi perch), 2396 nucleotides. Its product is annotated as Cathepsin A-like protein. The record is from RefSeq and is a predicted model, not a curated record. Gene Ontology annotation, molecular function: serine-type carboxypeptidase activity. Bases 137 to 1528 code for a protein of 463 amino acids. Gene Ontology annotation, biological process: proteolysis. Lineage: Eukaryota; Metazoa; Chordata; Actinopteri; Centropomidae. The transcript has 11 exons.
GCGGAGCUGCAGUGGAGGAAGUUGGAUAAAGUCAGGGCUGAAAACAAGCCUCGUCUUUUCUUUUAAAAUUAACGAGAGGUGUCGUGUUUUCUGUGUUUUCAGUGUUUUCUGUGUUAGAAGUGAGUGAGGUUAAGCGAUGUUCGCCGGUGGUUUGCUGGUGUGUUUGUUGACCGUGUUGCAGCUCGGCUCCCGGGCUCAGUACGCUCCCGAUGAGGUGACACAUCUGCCCGGUAUGAUGUUCAAACCCAACUAUCGACAGUGGUCAGGCUACCUCCAAGCUCGGCCGGGGACGUUUCUCCAUUACUGGUUUGUGACCUCUCAGAGAGACCCAGUCAAAGACCCUGUGGUGCUCUGGCUGAACGGAGGCCCGGGCUGCAGCUCUCUGGAUGGAUUCCUGUCAGAGAAUGGACCGUUUCAUGUGAAUGAUGACGGCGCCACACUGUAUGAGAACACAUUUAGCUGGAACAAGAUCGCCAACAUGCUGUAUCUAGAAUCUCCUGCAGGAGUGGGAUAUUCCUACUCUGAUGACCAGAAAUAUGCAACUGAUGAUGACCAGGUAGCUGAUGAUAAUUAUAAAGCCCUGCAGAGCUUCUUUGUCAAGUUCCCAAAUUUCACUCACAAUGAGUUCUUCAUCUUUGGAGAAAGUUAUGGUGGAAUCUACGCGCCGACCCUCAGCCUGCGCGUGGCAACAGGAGCUGCCAGAAUCAACUUCAAGGGCUUUGCCGUGGGAAAUGGUCUCAGCAGCUUCGCUCUCAAUGACCAAACUUUGAUCUACUUUGGUUACUAUCACGGCCUCUUUGGAGAAGAUUUGUGGCGUGAUCUGAACAUAAACUGCUGUGAGAAGGGGAGCUGUAACUUUCACAACUCCACUUCAGAGGCCUGCCAGGACCUGGUGAAUGCAGCCUUUGCUAUUGUGUAUGAAAGCGGACUUAACGAGUAUGCCCUCUACUUGGAUUGUGAGGGGCAAGAAAGAUCUCACAGAGGUUACGAGAGGACCAUGAGUCAUCUGUUUAAGAACUAUAAGAAACCUCCACACAUCCACAAAUUUUUAGGUAGAGUGAGUCCAUCCAUGUCUCUUGCUGCAGUCCCUCCCUGCAUCAACAGCACGGCUCAGAUGAACUGGCUGAACAGAGGCGAUGUGAGGAAAGCUUUACACAUCCCAGACAUACUGCCACCGUGGGACAUCUGCAGUGAUACUGUUGGAGAGCAGUACACCACCCUGUACCAGACAGUGAAGGAGGUGUAUCUGAAGGUGCUCUCUCUGGGCCUGCGGGCGCUCGUCUAUAACGGAGACACCGACAUGGCAUGCAACUUCCUGGGAGACCAGUGGUUUGUGGAGGACCUUGGUCUGAAGGCAACCACAAAGUAUCAGAGGUGGAUUCAUGAAGACCAGGUUGCUGGUUUCUACCAACAGUUUGGAAACAUAACUUUCCUGACAGUUAAGGGUGCUGGCCACAUGGUUCCUCAGUGGGCUCCAGGACCAGCUUUCCACAUGUUCCAGUCAUUCAUAACAAAUGACUUCUACUGAGCUGUGAUGGAGACCUUCAGUAUGUAUAUACACCUGCACUCAUCAUUUGUUAGGUGGUAAAUUCUUCUCAGGGACGAUCAGUUAGGAGGGAAAAGGACUGUUAGGGUACUUAUUCUUAUCAUUUUCAUUGUUGUUGCAGUACUUGUGGUGAAGUUUGUUAACUAUUUGGACAUUUGGAUACUUUUGGUGUUGUCUCGCACAAUUAAAGUGACAACACUGAGUUUUGAGGAUAUUCACAUCUUCAUUUGGCAAACAUUGUAGAAAUGAAAGCUCUUUUUAUACACUCUCACCCCAUUUUAGAGAAUCCAAACUUGACAGACUAACAAAUAAUCCUGUUUAAUGUUUUAAUAUUCACUUUUUGUCCUCAGUCUGGUCUUCAGCAAAAAUGAAACACAUUUUCUUAGUUGGACUAGGGUUCAGUGACUGAUGUGGCCAGUUAAUGACAUUCUGUUUGGGCCUAAAACCACUCGUUGGCCAUGUUUGCUUGUUAAGAUCAUUGUCGUCAAAUUGGAGAAAUAGGCGUGUUUAAUAGGGAUACACAUCCUGCACUCCUAAGCCAAUAUGGAUGUGAAAACCCUACUUUAAGUAAGCACACUUACAUCUUUGUAUUCACUACACUGGAUUAGAGGUGAAACAAAGUCUAAACAGAAAGUCCUUGUCCAGAUACUUAAGGCUGUACUAUAAAUGAUCAGAUUAAGCUGUGGACUGAUGUAAAGCAGAAUCUUUGUUAUUGAUAUGUUCAGCAAAAGAAAAUGAAGUGAUACAUGGUGAUUGUUCUGAACCUAUUGAUAAUGUUCAAACUGUCUUGAUAAAAACUGCAAAUCUGCUUUUCAUUUGUCUUUUUAUUAAAUGUUUUAUUAACUGCCAA